This is a messenger RNA of Tyto alba (common barn owl), 2966 nucleotides long. RefSeq names its product forkhead box L3 (gene FOXL3). Lineage: Eukaryota; Metazoa; Chordata; Aves; Strigiformes; Tytonidae. The record is from RefSeq and is a predicted model, not a curated record. The transcript is spliced from 3 exons. Gene Ontology annotation, biological process: anatomical structure morphogenesis; regulation of transcription by RNA polymerase II; cell differentiation. Bases 12 to 767 code for a protein of 251 amino acids. Gene Ontology annotation, molecular function: RNA polymerase II cis-regulatory region sequence-specific DNA binding; DNA-binding transcription factor activity, RNA polymerase II-specific.
GGAGCAGGACGAUGUUUGACAACACGCAGUACCCCUAUAACUGCUUUAAUUAUGAUGGGGAUGAUUAUCCUACCUGUAGUUCUGAUGAAGAGAAAAAAUUCACCAGACCAGCAUACAGCUACAUUGCCUUAAUUGCAAUGGCCAUCCAGCAAAGUCCUUCAAAUAAAGUCACCCUCUCUGGCAUUUAUGACUUUAUAAUGAAGAAAUUUCCUUACUACAGAUCAAAUCAAAGAGCCUGGCAGAACUCCAUCCGACAUAACUUAUCGCUUAACAGUUGUUUUGUAAAGGUUCCCAGAACAGAAGGGAAUGAGAAGGGGAAAGGAAACUAUUGGAGCUUUGCAACGGGUUGCGAAUCCAUGCUGGAUCUCUUUGAAAAUGGGAAUUACAGGCGAAGACGGAGGAGGAGGAAUGUGAAAAGGGAACAUAAGGAGCAGAGACCAAGCAGAGGGAAAAGUCCUUCAUCCCCCGAUAUGUCUUCUAUGGACUCUGCACUAAACAUUUCCUCUCCUGAAAGUAAAAACGAAAGAAUUGAAUUGGGCCCAAGACUACUGGAGCCUCGUGGGUUUGCUCCAAACAGCAUGACCAACAGGCAGAGCCUAAGCAAUUCCUCCUUAGCAAAAUCGGAUUCUGAAAUUAAAUUCAGCAUUGAUUACAUCCUUUCAGCCCCUGACCCUUUGCCUGUCCUGAGAUCUCAAUAUAAUAUGCAAGAAAAUAAAUAUCAUCUACUGGAGGCCCAGCAAAUUAAUCUCCAGUUCUGGACAAUGUGAUGUUAUUUGUUCAUGGUAACGGGGUCUGAGUUGCAGUGUAUUAAGCAGCCUCACAUCAUUGAAAAUCAGCCGCUUGUCUCCUCGUUUUUCUUCCCAAGCAGUACUCAGAAAUGGUUACUGAUUCACCAGCUGACACUUUGUCUGUACCCAAAGAACUUUGUUAAGAUUAAAGCGUAAAUAACAGUUACCAAUAUCGGUUUUCACUAUGCUGAAAUUCAUGAAAUUCUAGCUUUGUUUUCUGAACUGUCUUGGACAUCAUUUAACACCACAAAGAAUUUCCUUUCUCAAGCAGAAUCCAACAGAAAAGAGACUUGCUUAUCACCCAUUGCUUUAUUAAAGACAAAGUGAAUUUGAUCCCACUUUCUCGGGUGGAAAUUAGGAUUAAUUCCACUGAAGUAUAUAGGUCAGAAUUUAAGCUGAUCUAAAAUGGUGUAAUUCUGUUGACUUACACUAGCUGAGAAUGUAAGGGGGGGGGCUUUAUUUUCUUAAAAGAAAUCACAGAAAAUCACUCUGUCUUCCCUUAUUUUUUAUUUUAACAUCAUGUUUCAAACUGUUGUGCAGCUUUAAUCCACCAUUAAUUAGAAAAUGUAGUUAUUAAUAAGUGUUUAAAUUAUAUUUUUGUUGAUAUUCAGGACAGAGUUGUUUAAACUGUUGAAGUGAAGUUGCAUCCAAAAUAAUUCCAAGAAAUCUAAUUACAAGGCUGCUGAACUCUGGUUGACUUUGAUGGGUAAUGUGACAGAGGCAUAGAUCCUUUUAAUGCCUUGGUUUUAAAAAAAUAACCCUCUCCCCUUGCACUACCAAAAAGCCUCCUGAGAUGCUACAGUAAAGUCUUUGAAUUUAUUUCAUUUAGCAAGUGUGAAGGGAGACUCAACUUUGCAAGAAGCUGUAUCCAGUGUUGACCAAAGCCAGAAUUCCACCUACCUGCUUGAGACCACUUGUACAUUCUUAUUAAAUAGAUUUUUAUUGAUCCUUCUUGGAAGCAAUUACCAAAGUGGUACUUGAUACGAUUUCAGCAAAGCUGGUGAGUUAUAUAAUUUACAGAUAGCAAUGUUAGAUCAUGAGCUCUAUUUCUAAAGAAAGCCAUUUCAUUACUAUUUACAUGCAGUAGGGUAUUUCAGAACAGAACCUGAUGGACAAUGAUGAACUAUAACGAGUGUUUAAAAACUUGCUUUUAUACAACUUGUUGACGAUGAAUUGUUUCCCAGUACCUAACAGCAGCAUUAGUAAAGACUCCACAAAAUCUUGGGUUUGGCUUGACUACUACAGUCUUCACUUACUGCAGAUAACAGAAAAAAAGACAAGGAUUCUGGUGGUUUUAAACAAUUAUAUACUGAGAGAUAAAAUUAUCUUUGCAACAUGAACUAAAGGUAAAUGAAGGUAUAUGAGAUAAGAUUAAGCAAAAUUGUGCUAGAGGUAUGCUCAGGCAUGACUUGAAUUUUUAUGCAGAAGCUUUGACAUUUCACUAAGUUAUUUUACAUUGUGUCUAAUAUAUACUGUACAUUAAUACUAUAUAUUCUUAUAUAUUGUUAUUGAGAAAGGGAGCAAUAUCACUGCACUUAUAUGUUGUAAAAAUGCAUGAUGUAUGUUGUCAUGAUGCUGAAACUCCUGCUAUAUAUUUAAAAUUUACCAUUAGUGGUAUUUCACACUGAUUGGUAAUAAAUGCUCAUUUUUUGGAAAACUAUAAAACUUGCUGUCUUCAGACAUUUCCAUAGCAUGCAAAAGUCUUUGCUUCUUCUUUGGAAAAGAUAAAAUGGAAAAUCAUGUCAGUUACAUCACUGUGUGUCUUCCAAACUUUGAAGGGAUGAUUUCUUGUGACCAAAUUCUGCCUUCAGAUGGGAGCUUUCAAUUCUCUGUGAAUCAAUGGUUAUGUGGGUGAUUAUCAGGAAGCAAAAUUUGACUCAUUAGACCUGAUUGAUCGGCUGUUUACACUGACGUCAGAAAAAGAAGAAAACCUCUGGGGUCACUGGGCAGAUGGAUUCUCAAUUGAAGAGGGACAAGAAUUUGCUCCUUCAGUAGUUAUGUUCAGUAGUAAACAGAUGUGGGAAGAGCAUGAGCUCAUUUAGUACUUCAAUGUAUGCAUGCAUUCACGUGUGAGUUGGUAUGUGUGCACCUCUAGGAUCCUACUUACAUUUAUAUAUUCAUGCUUUAUAUGCAGAUUUUUUUGAUUGUUUUAAACAUGGCAAUGCUGCUGUUAGGCUG